Lotus japonicus is the source of this 663-nucleotide messenger RNA. Its product is annotated as agamous-like MADS-box protein AGL80. Gene Ontology annotation, molecular function: DNA-binding transcription factor activity, RNA polymerase II-specific; protein dimerization activity; RNA polymerase II cis-regulatory region sequence-specific DNA binding. The record is from RefSeq and is a predicted model, not a curated record. The coding region runs from base 1 to 663 and encodes 220 amino acids. Lineage: Eukaryota; Viridiplantae; Streptophyta; Magnoliopsida; Fabales; Fabaceae. Gene Ontology annotation, biological process: regulation of transcription by RNA polymerase II. The transcript has a single exon.
AUGCGAGGUAAGGUGAAGCUUGAGUACAUUGCUGAUGAAACUUCAAGGAGGGCAACAUACUUGAGAAGGAAAAAAGGCCUCCUGAAGAACCUGGAAGAACUCACCAUCCUUGCUGGUGGGAUUGAUGCAUGUGCUCUUAUUUAUAGUACAGAGUUUCAUGCUCAACCAAAGGAAUGGCCAUCCCCAUCGGAGCUUCAAAGGAUAAUCACCAAGUUUAGAAGUUAUCCAGAAUUGGAGCGGGGUAAGAAGAUGAUGAACCAGGAGAGCUUGUUGAAUGAAUUGAUUCUAAAGGCCAAAGAGAACUCAGCAAAAAUGCAGAGGAAGAACAAGGAGAUAAAGAUGUCCUUGCGCCUGUUUGAAGUAAUCGGCAAUAAAAAUAUCACUGGAACUAUGAACAAUGAUGAGUUGAAUCAAAUGGAAUGGGAAAUUGAUGAAAAGUUGAAGCGAGUGGAUCAGAGGCUCAUUGAACUAAACAACAAUGCUUCAACAUCUCAGAGCCAAGCUCAAGUGGCAGAUUCAACCUUAGUGGCAAAUGGAGCAACUAUUCAAGCAGAGGCACAUGUGAAUCAUAGCCAAAGUGAUGAAAUGUAUAAGAAAGCCACACGAGAUUUUACAUCUUUUCUUAAAUAUAUCAAUGGCGGAGACGAUGAUAUUUCAGAUUAG